AUUGGUAAAUGUUUCAUAUCAAAGCUCCAAUUACAGAAAAAAAAUGCUGAAAGCCGCCUCCAAUAAGAUACUGAUGGAGGGAGCAAUGGGAACGCACAUAUUCAGAAAUAGAAUUCAAAGUUUCAUCUGCAAAAUAGCAUCAAGCCACCAUAAUCAAACUCCAAUUCAUCCAUGGUCGAUAACGAAGAAUUUUAGUGCUCCACAUUAUCUCAAAGUGCCCAAUAUAGCAAGCCAGCACAGAGAAACAGUAAAGGUUUUUGCGAUAAGGAGGAGAAGGGCAAAUACGCAGACAGACACAUAUGUGCUAUUGGAACCGGGACAGAAUGAGGAGUUUGUCUCCGAGGAAGAAUUGAGAGGCAGGUUGAAAGGUUGGCUCGAAAAUUGGCCCGGAAAGACCCUGCCCCCGGACCUUGCAAGGUUUGAAACCAUUGAUGUUGCUGUAACAUACCUAGUAAAGUCUGUCUGUGAACUUGAAAUAGAUGGAGAUGUUGGUUCAAUCCAAUGGUAUGAAGUUCGUAUGGAGUGAGAAACAAUGAUUUGAGUUUUAGUCCCCCAAUAGAUGUCACACGUAUUUUCUUAAUUUCCGUGCUUUUAAGAUGACAUGAAACAUCAUGAGUUUGUAUCAGUGUAAAAUGCAUCUUGGCCGUGUUUAGUUAAUGGAUUGUAUAUCUUUAUUGAUUUGCAUAAAGAUAAUUUCAGGACUUGUAGAUUAUAAA
Molecule: messenger RNA, 716 nt
Organism: Cornus florida
Lineage: Eukaryota; Viridiplantae; Streptophyta; Magnoliopsida; Cornales; Cornaceae
Product: protein CHLORORESPIRATORY REDUCTION 7, chloroplastic
Exons: 3
Coding region: 44-526 (160 amino acids)
Cellular component (GO): chloroplast stroma
Source: RefSeq, a predicted model, not a curated record